AUGAAGGUCUCCGCCAUUCUCAUCCUGACCGCCGCCUCGGCCGCCCUCGCCGCACCUGUUGCCGAGGCCAACGCCGAGGCCGCUCCCGCCCCUGCCCCUCAAGCCACAUCGGGUUACACCAACUACGGAAAGUACGACUACAGCAAGUACGGAAGCUACGGCACCUACGGUGCCCCGCCGGCCACAACCCCGAGCCCCACGCCGGUCCCUCAGACUUACAGUGCCUAUGGCACUUACAAGGGCUACAAGCGCGCCACCGACUGGGUCAAGAGCUGGUUCGUGUAA
Molecule: messenger RNA, 285 nt
Organism: Colletotrichum abscissum
Lineage: Eukaryota; Fungi; Ascomycota; Sordariomycetes; Glomerellales; Glomerellaceae
Exons: 1
Coding region: 1-285 (94 amino acids)
Source: RefSeq, a predicted model, not a curated record